UCCCUACUUACAGAAUGCAGCGUGUGACUCCCCUGGGGAUUCUGUCUCUUGUUCUGAACAUCAUGUGUGGAGCUUUGAAUCUCAUUCGAGGAGUUCACCUAGCAGAGUAUUCAUUUCAGGAGGACCAUGAAGGAAUUGGAAAUGUGAUAGCUUUUUUUCUACCUUUUCUAGCCUGUGUUUUUCAGUGUUACUUGUACCUCUUCUACAGCUCGGCAAGGAAGGUGAAGACGUUUGUACUCUUUUUCUCCGUUUGUUUAUGCAACAUUUACUUGUACGGAUUACGGAACCUCUGGCAAAUAGCCUUUCACAUAGGAGUGGCAUCUCUUUCUUCUUAUCAGAUACUGACAAGGCAACUUAUGGAGAAACAGCCUGACUGCGGAGUAUGAAAAAGGCUUUGGAUUUGCUACUCUAUUUUUACAACUCUUUUUGUAUUAAACUGGCCAAAAAUAGCUUGGAGUAUUUUUAAAGAUUUGUGACAAUGGUUAUUCCAAGGAGGAUAUUUCAAAGCAGCUUGAAAUAAAGUAGGGUACUGUAAUCACGUCAAACAUACAGUGAGGAACGUAGCUGUAUUUAACGUGGCAUGUGGUAACUGUGCAUGGUAGAUUUUGUCAGGUGUCAUCAACAGAUGGAGGGUCUCCUUACCAUAAACAGGCUUUUACUCCUUGGCUAACACCAUCUAGACAGCAUUUUGCCAUUUGUCUUACUGGCUCUGUAACAGUUUGGCAGGUCAAUGUCUUGCCCUGCCAAUGCUUCCGAAAACAUUAA
Messenger RNA from Pelecanus crispus (Dalmatian pelican), 765 nucleotides. Lineage: Eukaryota; Metazoa; Chordata; Aves; Pelecaniformes; Pelecanidae. The record is from RefSeq and is a predicted model, not a curated record.